UCUCCUUGGACCCACGCGCCCUUGCGUAAACAAGAGCGUGAGAGGAGGAUUUAGACAACCAGAAGGCAAACGUUUCAUUCCAGAACCUUCGACUUGUCUUGUAAACAUGAGCAAGAUAGCUGGCAUCUUACGGCGGACCUUUGGAAUUGUACGAGAGCACGUUGGAACAGACCAUUUUGGAAACAACUAUUAUCUUAUCCCCGAGCAGAAAACAUGGACAGGAAGGCAUGUCCGUGCCAAGCGGAUCGUAGUGCCAGCCAAUUUUUCAGUGCAUGAAUAUACGGAGGGCAGCAUUCCGAAAGAGUGGGAUGCUUGGAUCCAAGGCAGACGGAAGGAGCCCCCCUCCUUAGAGGAGCUCAUGAAGAAUGAGUCCCAGAUGAACGAGAUUAAACAGAAGGCCAAAGAGUUGGAGAAGAACGAUCAGGCUCUGCAGGCUAAAGAGUACAAGGAAGGUCUGGUGACGACUCGUGCAAGGACUGAAGCCAAGGGCCAUGCAGCCGCAACUGCCUUUGGCAAGCAGGAGGUCAGCGAGGAGCCAAGCAGCACUGCGAACACGUUCCAGCCAGGAUCCUGGAUGCCCACUUCAAAGAAAUAACUAGAGACAUCCACACACUGAGAAUAAAGUUUAUGAAAUCCACAA
Nematolebias whitei (Rio pearlfish) is the source of this 640-nucleotide messenger RNA. It is a transcript of the gene ndufaf2, whose product is annotated as NADH:ubiquinone oxidoreductase complex assembly factor 2. Gene Ontology annotation, biological process: mitochondrial respiratory chain complex I assembly. The transcript has 4 exons. Lineage: Eukaryota; Metazoa; Chordata; Actinopteri; Cyprinodontiformes; Rivulidae. The record is from RefSeq and is a predicted model, not a curated record. Gene Ontology annotation, cellular component: membrane. The coding region runs from base 107 to 595 and encodes 162 amino acids.